Pseudophryne corroboree (corroboree frog) is the source of this 517-nucleotide messenger RNA. RefSeq names its product S100 calcium binding protein A13 (gene S100A13). Bases 119 to 403 code for a protein of 94 amino acids. The transcript has 3 exons. Gene Ontology annotation, molecular function: RAGE receptor binding; calcium-dependent protein binding; calcium ion binding. The record is from RefSeq and is a predicted model, not a curated record. Gene Ontology annotation, cellular component: perinuclear region of cytoplasm. Gene Ontology annotation, biological process: positive regulation of cell population proliferation; positive regulation of canonical NF-kappaB signal transduction. NCBI's taxonomy places the organism in Eukaryota, Metazoa, Chordata, Amphibia, Anura, Myobatrachidae.
UUCCUGUUCCAGCUGAAUGAAGAGGCUGCACUCAGUGCCUCACCCUCCCACAGAGACUCCCACAUCCUGUUUCCAGCAGGCUGGGAUGUGUGGUGCAUGAGCCCCCACUGGUGUCAAUAUGGCGGCUGCGCAGACUGAGGUGGAACGAGCCAUUGUGACGGUGGUGAAGUGUUUCUUUGAUCAUGCAUGCGAGGAGGGCAAGAAAGAGACUCUGAGUGUGGGGGAAUUCAGCAAGCUGGUCUCCACAGAGCUCCCACACCUGAUGAAGGAAGUGUCCAUAGAGGAGAAGAUGAAAGAACUAGACAUCAACCAGGAUAAUGAGUUGAAGUUUAAUGAGUAUUGGAGGCUAAUUGGAGAGAUGGCCAAGGGAGUUAAGAAAGAGGUCAAGGCCAAGAAGAAGUGACCCCGCCGUGGCCCAAAGAGGUCGACACAUGACUCUCACUGUGGCCCUAAGAGGGCGACACAAUUCAUUUGGAAGAAAGUGAUGUAAUAAUAAAGAGCCACCUCUUGUGCCUGA